This is a messenger RNA of Lobosporangium transversale, 1175 nucleotides long. RefSeq names its product GDP-keto-6-deoxymannnose 3,5-epimerase/4-reductase. The coding region runs from base 68 to 1033 and encodes 321 amino acids. Lineage: Eukaryota; Fungi; Mortierellomycota; Mortierellomycetes; Mortierellales; Mortierellaceae. The transcript is spliced from 4 exons. Gene Ontology annotation, biological process: nucleotide-sugar biosynthetic process. Gene Ontology annotation, molecular function: GDP-L-fucose synthase activity. The record is from RefSeq and is a predicted model, not a curated record.
CGCAAAAUGAAAAAAGUCAUCCUUUUUUCUUUCAUCUUUGUUCUCAUUUCCUCUGUCAUUGCACAUCAUGUCUGAAAAGUCUGUCAUUCUCGUCACCGGUGGUACUGGUCUCGUCGGCAAGGCCAUUCAGUGGGUUGUUGAGAACGACUCCACGUACGGCAAGCGUGAGGGCGAGGAGUGGGUCUACCUUAGCUCCAAGGAUGGAAACUUGAUUGAUCCUGCUGCCACUAAGGCUAUCUUUGAGAAGUAUCGCCCUACUCACAUCAUUCACCUUGCCGCCAAGGUUGGAGGACUCUUCGGUAAUAUGGCUGCCAACCUUGACUACUUCCGUGACAACUUGUUGAUCAACGACAACAUCCUUCACCACGCAAAGGAAUUCGGCGUUAAGAAGGUCGUCUCUUGCUUGUCCACCUGCAUCUUUCCCGACAAGACCACAUAUCCCAUCGAUGAGACCAUGGUCCACCUCGGACCUCCUCACGAUUCCAACUAUGGUUAUUCCCACUCCAAGCGCAUGGUCGACGUCAUGAACCGUGCUUACCACGACCAGUAUGGUUGCAACUUCACCUCUGUUAUUCCCACUAACGUCUUUGGGCCCCACGACAACUUCCACUUGGUUAACUCUCACGUCAUCCCUGGUUUGAUUCACAAGUGCUAUUUGGCCCAGCAGAACGGUACCCCUUUCAUCAUGGCUGGUACCGGUCGUCCCCUCCGCCAGUUCAUCUACUCGCGUGAUCUUGCCAAGCUCUUCAUCUGGACCCUUCGCGAGUACAAGGAGAUCACUCCUCUUAUUCUUUCUGUCCCUGAGGAGGAAGAGGUUUCGAUCAAGCAGCUUGGUGACGCGAUCGUCAAGGCCAUGGGCUACACUGGCGAGUACCGCUUUGAUACUUCCAAGGCUGAUGGUCAAUAUAAGAAGACUGCCUCAAAUAAGAAGUUGAUGAGUCUUAAUCCCGACUUCAAGUUCACACCCUUCGAAGUUGCCCUCAAUGAGACAGUCGAGUGGUUCAAGGAGAACGUUGACAGCAUCCGCAAGUAAAUAUUAUCAAAAUAAUAAGAAAAAAGAAACAAGAAAAGGAUAGGCACUUUCCUUUGUUUAUAAAUAACAAUCACCAUCUAUAUAUUACAUUCAAAUUAAAGAAAAAAAUAAAAAAGUAAAGCAAAAAACUCUGAUUUUCGUC